This is a messenger RNA of Capronia coronata CBS 617.96, 2943 nucleotides long. RefSeq lists its product as uncharacterized. Gene Ontology annotation, biological process: intracellular calcium ion homeostasis; calcium ion transmembrane transport. Lineage: Eukaryota; Fungi; Ascomycota; Eurotiomycetes; Chaetothyriales; Herpotrichiellaceae. The record is from RefSeq and is a predicted model, not a curated record. Gene Ontology annotation, molecular function: calcium ion binding; calcium channel activity. Gene Ontology annotation, cellular component: membrane. Bases 1 to 2943 code for a protein of 980 amino acids. The transcript has a single exon.
AUGACCACUCCAACUCAGGAACUGCCUCGUUUGGAGAUCGCUCCCCCGUCUCACCGAUCCUCCGACGACGACAGCACUGCUGUUGGCCAGGAUAGACAAGAUGGAAGCGUGGACAGCAAGCUACUACACCAGCGCUUGAUGGUUGAGACAAGUCGGGAUCCCAAUAUGCACUUCGAGGAUUCCAGACCAUCUCCAUCUCAAACAAGGGAAGAGGCCUACCGUCUGGACGAUGAGAUCCUGCUACAAAAGGCCGAGAGGCUUACGUCUAUGGAGUCUCGGCCAUCAGACGCAGGACGGGACUCUACAAACCUACAUCGAACGCGCUCCAGAGUACCAGAACCACUGGACGAAUUCGAUACCGCCACAAAUCCUAUCCACGAACGUACUGCCAUAUACAAGCCACCGGAGAAUCCUAGCACCAAGGUUGCGAGAUUCUUCAAAUACAUCCACCAGUCUAGUUUUGUGAUUCGCUAUUUCACCUACAUUGUUCCUGUCACAGUUCUCUUGUUGAUCCCUGUGUUGAUGGGAGCUCUACUACCGGCAGGGAAACGCGCAAGUGUUGGAGGGGUGGAGCUGCUCUGGUUCGGUGUCUGGCUCGAAAUCAUCUGGCUGACGCUGUGGGCUGGUCGAAUCUCCGCCAGACUGAUCCCCUAUCCUCUUGGGCUUAUCGCCAGCCUGUUCACCAAUAAUGCUAAAAAGUGGCGAGACUUGGGCAAGGCGCUUGAGAUCCCGGCCACUCUCUUCUUCUGGUGGCUUGGUAUUGAGAUUUCGUUCUUGCCUACAAUGACAAAUCACCACAUCAAUGGCAAUCGACACACGCAGCAUUGGGAAGUGGUUCUCAACAAGGUCAUCGUUUCGGUCUUCGUGGGCAUGACUCUGAACUUUAUUGAAAAAAUCAUCAUCCAGCUGAUCGCGAUUUCGUUCCACCUACGAACUUAUGCCGACCGUAUCGAGAUCAACAAGUUCCAGAUUGGCAGUCUUACGAAAUUGUACAUCUUCUCGAAGGCUCAAAUCGCUAUGGAAGACACAGAGUUCGAGGAAAAACCAACAGGACCAGGGUCGGGUGCCCGAACGCCUGCCAAAUACGCAGCUCAAGCUCAGCAUGUCAUCAACAAAGCUUUCGCGAAAGUGGGUGAUGUGGCCGGAACAGUUGCGGGCGACUUCACGGGCAAGAGUAUCGCCAAAAGUGGCCAUCCGUCACAAGUGGUCUUGACCCUUCUCAAUACCACAACUGGCUCUCAAGUGCUGGCGCGCCGUCUAUAUCGGACAUUUGUCCGUGAAGGAAGCGAGACAGUCGCGUCAGACGACUUGAAAGCGGCGUUUGACAACGACGAUGAAGCCGAUGCAGCCUUCAGCAUGUUUGACAAGGACAUGAAUGGCGACAUCUCGAUGGAAGAGCUUGAGGCUGUGUGUGUGGAAAUUGGCCGAGAACGGAAAUCGAUCACCGCCUCUCUCAAAGAUUUGGAUUCUGUGGUCAGCAAGUUGGAUAAUGUUUUAUUCUUCAUCGUCGCCGUCAUCACCAUCCUCGUCCUAAUCUCUCUCAUAUCGACUUCGGCGGCUGGCGUUCUCACCUCUGCUGGCUCGGCUGUUCUAGCCCUGUCGUGGUUGUUUUCCGCCACCGCGCAGGAAUUCCUCCAAUCUUGCAUCUUUGUCUUCGUCAAGCAUCCUUUUGAUGUAGGAGAUCGAGUUAGUAUCUACGGCAACACCGGUGCUUCACUCCAAGGUGACGAUUAUUUUGUCAAGGAAAUAUCUCUUCUUUUCACGGAGUUCAAGAAGAUGGAAGGACAUGUUGUGCAGGCACCCAACUCCUACCUCAACACGCUUUUCAUCCUCAACAUGCGGCGCACAGGUGGACUCGCCGAAGCGGUGCCGAUUGUGAUCAGAUUUGGCACGACUCUUGAACAGAUUGAAGGCUUGCGCAACGCACUUCUCGAAUUCGUCAGGUCAGAAAAGCGUGAGUACCAGGGCAACAUCUUGACCGAACUCCGUGAGGUUCACGAAGCAUACUCGUUGACAUUGAACGUGGUCUUCUUCUACAAAUCCAACUGGCAAAACGAGUUGCUUCGUCUGCAGCGAAGAAACAAAUUCAUCUGCGCCUUGAUGGUAUCGAUGCAAGAUCUUGGUAUCGAAGGGCCCCGCCGCAAUCAAGCUGGUUGGAGGCCAGAUGUACCAUAUUUCAUGCAAUUGCCUCCAGGUGCUCCGCCUCUGGUUCAGCUGGGUAAUGCGGCUGGUCCGGAUGGCGGCGCACCAGGCGGGAGCAUGACCGGCGGAGCAAUCCACCAGACACCCAUCAGCGGAACCUCCUUGGAUCACCCCUCGAUCUUGCGACGUCGACCCAGCACCGGCCAGCUUGGACGUCCUCGGGGCGAGUCUCUGUCCAGUCUAGCGAAGCGAGUCGAUUUCUCGCUCGGAAUGAAGGAUGUCAGCUCUGGAGAGCAGUUAUCUGACGUGUAUGAAGAUCGACGACGUCCGGAAUUUGAUGAGGUGAUCCGGCAAACAAACCGGAUCGAGGAAGAACGACGAGUUGCGGAGUCUCAAGAUCGCGAGAGCACUGGAAGAUCUACGUCUCGUGAUCAGCAGCCCCAUACGAUGAGUGGAAUCUUGAGGAGAUCGACUACACAAAGCGUCGCUGGCAGUCAGCGGACCGCUUCAGUGGCGACCCAUCGAGCUUCGAUCAGCAGUCAAGAGACGCACCGGAAUCGAUUCCUGCAGCGGUUCAAUCGUACAGGACGAAGCAUCGAUCUCCCCCGCGACUCCCUAGCCGAGGAAGGUCAUGCCCCUCCACUUUCGCCCAUUGACGCAAGGUCUGGUCAUGUCAGCUCUCAGGCUGUGCGCAUGAAUUCUGCUCUUUCUGGUCCGACCGAACCUUUUCCUGCCGUGGCUCCAGCAUCCACGCACGCCGAGGACUUUGAAGCUCGCAGGACUGGGCAGAAUGGCGCUUGA